Molecule: messenger RNA, 453 nt
Organism: Fraxinus pennsylvanica
Lineage: Eukaryota; Viridiplantae; Streptophyta; Magnoliopsida; Lamiales; Oleaceae
Source: the annotation of a GenBank genome assembly
AUGGACAAACAUUAUAAUAGUAACCACAGGAUACUGCUUGUGGGUGAAGGAGACUUCUCUUUCUCUGCUAGUUUGGCUGUGGCUUUUGGUUCUGCCCCCAACAUGAUUGCAACUUCUCUUGAUUCUGUUGAUUUUCUGAAGAAUAAUUAUAAGCAUGCAAUGUCCAACAUCGAGAAGCUUAGGAGUAGAAAGUGCAUUGUGAUGCAUGGGAUUGACGCUACCGAAGUUGCAAUGCAAAAUAUUCGUCCAAGAAUGUACGGAAUUACAAUGUUCAUACUAUAUACAGUGCCAACUAACAAAAAGCAGGAAAGCAUUUGCCUUACUUUUGAGCCUAAUAUUCCAAAUUCCUCUCUAAGUCUUUGGUCAUCGUCUCCAUUCUCCGACAGUUCUCUCUGCAAAUUCAGCGACCGUUUUCAAUCCAUGAUCGAUGCGAUGCGAUGCGAUGCGAUAUGA